Molecule: messenger RNA, 516 nt
Organism: Closterium sp. Naga37s-1
Lineage: Eukaryota; Viridiplantae; Streptophyta; Zygnematophyceae; Desmidiales; Closteriaceae
Source: the annotation of a GenBank genome assembly
AUGGUCCCGGUGCUGUCCGUGCAAGGGGGCGAACAACCGUUUGAUCGUUCGGUUGACCCUGCGGGCAUCAACGCAACCAUGGCUCUGCCACCUCUCUGUCCAUCCUUAGCUGCUGACCUGGCACCCAUAGGACCAGAGAUUGUGCGCGACCACCCCAACAAGACACUCCUCCUGCACCAGAAUGCAUACGUGGCGAAGGUGCAGCAGUUGUUCUUCAAGGGGGCGCCACCGAAGAAGCAGCUGAUCACUCCUCUCUCCUCUUCCAGCUUUGUCAUGGAGGAUGCUGAGCUGUUUGCCGAUAGCACCAUGACCGAUCGCCUUGCAGUGGCUGAGCCUGCUGCUGACGCUGGGGAGGAGGUGUGGCAGCGUUACUGGGCUGACCGCGUUGCCUACACACGGUGGAUCGCUCGCGACGCCACCUCCCAGUUUGCUAUCUGCACUCAUCUGUCUGACUUCACCACUGUAGCCGACCUCACAUCUCACCUGCGCUCCCUUGAGAACCCGCCCCACGACUAG